CGAUAAUUAUAAUUCUUUUGUGUGUUUAAGGCAGUUUCGCGGAAAAAAAUAGUGGAGAUUUGACAGAUACAUUAUUUUGAAUUAGAUCUAUCAGCCUUAUUUUAAUUGCAAGGUCCAGUUACUGAAGUAGUAUACUGAAGCUAUGUAUCAAAGGAAGUCAAGUGGUUAUAGACCUGUCAGGAAUGUUCCUUAUUCCAGUAAUGUUGUAGAGAACUUUUUAGCCCCAGCUGUUCCACAGAUGGUGUAUCCGAUGGUUCCUGUAAUACAUCAGCCGGCUUUUGGGUACACUCGGGUACCUCAGUGGGAUCAGCAGCCAAGCCGAAAUUUUCCUGAGAGAAAUAUUUAUCAUAAUACAAACAACAAUAACAGUAAUAGUGCCGCAGUAUACAACAGGGGAUCUCAAAAGAGAUCUUACAGCCAGUCAAACUCGGAGGAAUAUGAUGACUAUGAAUAUACUGGGAAAAAAAGGAAAUCUGAACCAGUGAAAAUACCUGUGUCUGUGAAGGAUAAAAUGAAUGAUAAGAUAACCGAGGGUAUAUGGCGUUAUUUUGAAGCAUAUAGACAGACAGAUGCUAUUUACAAGGCCAAAGUAGAUUUACGUGAUGCUUUGUAUGUCAUCUUUAAAGAUGUCUUUCCAUACAGUGGUCUAUAUAUGGUAGGAUCAUCUAUGAGUGGUUUUGCUACACGAACUAGUGAUAUGGAUCUAUGUCUGAUGUUGAGUCAACAGCCAAUUGAUGGAAAAAGGGAGGCAAUAGAGAUAUUGAUGGCAAUACAGAAAUGUCUUCGUAGAUGCAGAUUUGUUAGAAAAUCACAAGUGAUCAGAGCAAGAGUUCCCAUACUCAAGUUUGAAGAUUAUGAAAAUGGUGUAGAGUGUGAUUUGAACAUAAAUAACUCAGUUGGUAUACGCAAUACACAUCUGCUCCGAUAUUACGCAGCAAUGGAUUGGAGAGUACGGCCACUAGUUCUGUUUACCAAGAGAUGGGCAAGGUUCCAUGACAUAAAUGAUGCUUCAAAGAAAACUAUAUCUAGCUACUCUCUCUGCUUGAUGGUGUUACACUAUCUACAAUAUGGUUGCAAUCCACCAGUGUUAGAAUCCAUACAGAAAUUGUACCCUGAUUUAUUUGACUAUGGAGAUGAUAUAAGAAACCUCAAAAUGAAUGUAAGAAUCAAGUUUAAGAGUAAAAACUCUCAAAGUCUCGGUGAUCUGUUCCUGGGUAUGCUCAAAUAUUACAGUGUGGAAUUCAGUUUUGAUGAUGAUGUGAUAAGUGUGAGACAGGGAACUAAACUACCAUUACAUUUGGUACAAUCAUGGACACCACUAUCAGAGAAGAACAUGUGGAAAUGUCUAAAAAUCGAAGAACCUUUUGAUAAAAGCAAUACAGCUCGGUCAUGUUUUGAUGAUAGGACUUUUGCUAGGGUGAUGCAUGUAUUUGCCAGGAGUUACCGUCAGUUGGCUCGAACCCAUGACCUUGAAUCAAUCCUCUCAACUCCAUACUGAUACGCCUGGAAUUCUUUCUAGAAGCACAGAAUUCUUGGCCAAACAACACACUACAUGCCACUGGAUUGGUUAUCCUGCAAAUGAAGGGGAAGGAAUUAUUGAUAUUCUACCUUUACAAGUGUUAACUGUUUAUAGAGGGUUAUAAAUGAGAGACAAUUCUGCUCCAUUGCAAUGGAAAGAUUAGUCAAUGAGAAAGCUAUGGAAGUUUUAAAUGGAUUGAUUGCAUUAUAUCUUAUUGCAUUAUAAUUCCUCAAGGAAAGUAGAACAGUGAAGCUGUGAUGAUACUGGAUUCUACUGUAAUCAAAUGUUUCCAUGAUAAACCUUUCUAGACAUUUCCAACAGCUAAUUGAAAGAUGAUUUGCAACUUGGAUAAACAAGAACAAUUCCCUACAUAUUGAUAUUGAGGGUGAUAAGUUUCAUGUGCUCAGAAGGGAUGUUAUAUAUUAUCAUUAUCAUCUGUUUUACUAACUAUAUUGUUUUUUUAGCUAACGUGAGCUGGCUGAGUGUGAGCUUUUUGAAUUGUUUCUUCCACAUUUAGUUCAUUAACACUGUUGAGAUCACAUUUUAACUUCAAUUGUCAAAAAAGUUGGUCAGGGUAUUUGUUGUAAUUGCACGGAUGAGUUUGUUCAUCUCAGAUGAAAAACUUAAUCACAGCCAAAAGAAGAAAAAUCAUGUUAACUCUAGAGGCUACUGUUUCAGUCAAAAUAUCCUGGAAAUAGGUCAGAAAGAUUGUUUGGAUAAUUUUUAGGUCAAAUUCGAAUAUAAGUCUUAUGGAAUCAAAAACAAGGUCACAGACUAGAUAUAACACUCUAGAGGCCAAACAGGAAAGUUGUUAAGAUUAUUUAAGAUUGGACAUCUGGGGUAAAAAACUAAGUCACACAGUCUAAAUACAUGUAUGGGAUAACCUUGUUAACACUCAAGAGGCUACUGUUUUGGUCAAAUAUCCUGCUAAUUGGUCACAAAUUGAUCUGAUGAUUUAUAGGCCAAUUUUGAAUAUUGGUCACUUGGGGUCAAAAACUAGGUCACACAGCCCAAAUUUCGAAAAACCUUGUUAUCACUAAAGAGGCUACUGUUUCAGUCUAAAUUUCCUGGCAAUGGGUGAGAAAGAUUGGAUGAUUUUUAGGUCAAAUUCGAAUAUGGGUCAUCUGGGGUCAAAAACUAGGUCACACAGAUCAAAUAUGCAAAAACCUUGCAGAUACAAAUGUUAUGACUUCAGUUUGAAAUUAAGACAUUCUCUGCUUUUCAUUCAUAAUUCUCUGCUUUUCAUUCAUAGUUAAAUGAUAUUAAUGGUUCCUUGUCAAUAAUUAAGAGCCUUAAUAUUCAGGUGAGCCAUGUAAAGGCCACUACAGCCCUCUUGUUUAUGUGCAAUGGUCACUCUGCUUCCAGUUAAUUUUGUCAAACCUUUUCUUAAUUUGAAUUUAUGAUGUUUUACUAUAUCAAGAAAAUAUUUAUCUAAAUAAAAAGUAAAUUACUAAA
Messenger RNA from Ruditapes philippinarum (Manila clam), 2974 nucleotides. RefSeq names its product poly(A) RNA polymerase GLD2-A-like. The record is from RefSeq and is a predicted model, not a curated record. The transcript has 14 exons. Gene Ontology annotation, molecular function: poly(A) RNA polymerase activity. Gene Ontology annotation, cellular component: cytosol. Lineage: Eukaryota; Metazoa; Mollusca; Bivalvia; Venerida; Veneridae. Bases 143 to 1498 code for a protein of 451 amino acids.